Molecule: messenger RNA, 822 nt
Organism: Mus pahari (shrew mouse)
Lineage: Eukaryota; Metazoa; Chordata; Mammalia; Rodentia; Muridae
Product: zinc finger protein 525-like
Exons: 2
Coding region: 1-822 (273 amino acids)
Biological process (GO): regulation of transcription by RNA polymerase II
Cellular component (GO): nucleus
Molecular function (GO): RNA polymerase II transcription regulatory region sequence-specific DNA binding; DNA-binding transcription factor activity, RNA polymerase II-specific; oxidoreductase activity
Source: RefSeq, a predicted model, not a curated record
AUGUACCGGUUUGAAGAGACAAGUGAAAUAACACCCAAUGAUCCUAACCAUUACAGCAAGCCCACUAAUUGUGAAUCACUCCUUCUUAAACAACGAAGAAUUAACAAAGGGGAGAAAUCCUACAAGUGUGGAGAAUGUGGUAAGGCCCUUGGUUCUCCCUUAACACUUUCUAUACACCAGAGACUUCACACUGGAGACAAACCCUUCAAGUGUGAAGAGUGUCAUAAGGCCUUCUGUACUCGCUCCUCACUUUUUAUACACCAGAAAAAUCAUACUGAUGAAAAAAACUUCAUGUGUGAAGAAUGUGGCAGGACAUUUUACUAUCCUUCAAUGCUGAAGCAACAUCAGAGAAUUCAUUCUGGGGAGAAACGUUACAAGUGUGAAAAUUGUGGAGUCGCUUCUUAUGACCCUUCAUUUCUUGAGCAGCAUCAAAGAAUUGAUUGUAGGAAGAAAUGCUAUAAGUGUGAAGACUGUCACAAAGUCUUUGGUCAUCACUCAACCCUUAGAGUACACAAGAGAAUUCAUACUGGAGAGAAACCUUUCAAAUGUGAAAAGUGUGGCAGAUGUUUUAGGGUGUCUGCAUCCCUUAAUCAACAUAAAAAAAUGCAUUGCAAAAUGGAGCCCUACACCUGCCAAGACUGUGGCAGAUCUUUUUUGAAUUAUUUGAGACUUAGACGACAUCAAGUGGUCCAUUCUGAAUAUAAUCCUCACAAGUGUGAAAAAUGUGACAAAAGGUUUUCCUCUUCUACAAAUCUUAGGAACCAUCAAAAAGUUCAUAGGAGAGAGACCAUGCAAGGGUUAAGCACGUCACCAAGCCUUUAA